GCUGACACUCAAACCAGCGUCCUCUGGGACGCUGGCCCUCCAGCCUGCCUCAGUUACCCGAUCUGUGUCUGCGCCACAGCUAAUCAGGAUAGGAAGGCACUGCAGGAGCAGCUGAGGGUAGACGGGAGGUCACGCAGAGCUGACUGAAUCUGGGAUCGCAGCUUUCAGUUCCCCGGAGGGAAGUGAGCCGACAAGCGCAGGCCGAAGGAGAGGCCCCAGAGGCUCGGAGGGCCGCGGGUCCCUAGCCCGGAGGCAGAGCACGAGAAAAGUCCGUGCCCGAGGCCGGCCGGAGGAUGGGCAGUGGGCGUGCGCUUUGCGCUUGGCCGGGCCCGAGGGCGGUCAGGCGCAAGGGGGCGGGGGCUGAAGGCCACGGUUUGCGGCGUCGGGGCGGGCCGGCCGGCGGGGCAUUUAAACUCUGGGGACUGCCAGCUCGGGACGCGUGCCCAGCUCUGCAUCCUCCUCUGCUUCGGAUUCGCUUCGGGUAUCGCCGGGCAAGAUGCGGUCUUCCUUGGCGCCGGGCGUCUGGUUCCUCCGCGCCUUCUCCAGGGACAGCUGGUACCGCGGCUUCAUCCUGCUGAUCACUUUCCUCAUCUACACCUGUUAUCACAUGUCCAGGAAGCCCAUCAGUGUCGUCAAGAGCCGUCUGCACCACAACUGCUCAGAGAUGAUCCAGCCCAUCGGCGACACCCACAGGCUCAACGACACCACGUGGUGCAACUGGGCCCCGUUUGACCAGAGCAACUACAAGGAACUCCUGGGGGCAGUGGACAACGCCUUCCUCGUGGCCUAUGCCAUCGGCAUGUUUAUCAGUGGCAUUUUUGGGGAGCGGCUCCCCCUCCGUUACUACCUUACAGCCGGAAUGCUGCUCAGCGGCCUUUUCACCUCGCUCUUUGGCCUGGGGUAUUUCUGGAACAUCCACGCGCUCUGGUACUUUGUUCUUAUCCAGAUCUGCAACGGACUCGUCCAGACCACGGGCUGGCCCUCCGUGGUGACCUGUGUGGGCAACUGGUUCGGGAAGGGGAAGCGGGGGCUCAUCAUGGGCAUCUGGAAUUCCCACACAUCCGUGGGCAACAUCCUGGGCUCCCUGAUCGCCGGCGUCUGGGUGGAUGAGCAGUGGGGCCUGUCCUUUGUGGUGCCCGGCAUCAUCACCGCCGUCAUGGGCCUCGUCACCUUCUUCUUCUUAAUUGAAUACCCAGAGGACGUGGACUGCUCACCCCCUCAGCACCAUGGUGAGCUGGAAGAGAACGGGGACAACGCUGAGGACCCUGGCAAUGGACCCCACUCUAACAGAGGGAACGGCCGGGAGUCUGCUGUCACCUUGUCCAAGGAGCCAAGUGCUCAGCCCGCUGCCAUCAGCUUUUUUGGGGCGCUCUGGAUCCCGGGUGUGGUCGAGUUCUCCUUGUGUCUGCUGUUUGCCAAGCUGGUCAGUUACACCUUCCUCUACUGGCUGCCCCUCUACAUCUUCAAUGUGGUUCACUUUACUGCCAAGGAGUCUGGGGACCUGUCCACGCUCUUCGAUGUUGGUGGCAUCGCAGGCGGCAUCCUGGCGGGGCUCAUCUCUGACUACACCAACGGCAGGGCCACCACCUGUUGUGUCAUGCUGAUCUUGGCUGCCCCCACGAUGUUCCUGUACAACUACGUUGGCCAGAGUGGGAUCAGCAUCUCCAUAGUAAUGCUGCUCACCUGUGGAGCCCUGGUCAACGGCCCUUAUGCCCUCAUCACCACUGCCGUCUCGGCUGACCUGGGGACUCACAAGAGCCUGAAGGGCAACGCAAAGGCGCUCUCCACCGUCACGGCCAUCAUCGACGGCACUGGAUCCAUAGGUGCGGCUCUGGGGCCUCUGCUGGCCGGGCUCAUUUCCCCCACAGGCUGGAACAACGUCUUCUACAUGCUCAUCACUGCCGACAUCCUGGCUUGCUUGCUCCUCUGCCGGUUGGUGUACAAAGAGAUCCUGGGCUGGCGGUCAUCCCUGAGUAGAGACAGAGGCUCUAGUGUGGCCCUAACCCACGCGCGGUAGUAUUUUCCUCAAGUCCCGUGACUUCUGUGAGUAUUUUCUUCAAGUCUGUAACUCCUGCGCCCUCAGAGUGCAUGCAAAGCCUCUCUCCUCCAGUGCGAUUUUUCUGACUUUCGCUUUUUCCUUGGGGGCCAGUUCCAAAGACUCUGAGUCUGGACGGAGUGUGGUGCUUGGGAAGUGUUUCCUAAGGGGCCGGAGCUGCUGCGAAGGUUGGCAGCCUCUCCUCCUUAGGGAGAGCGAUAGGGCUUUGGACGUAGACCCCAGGACAGAGGGGGCAGCAUCCAGGGAAAUCGUUUUCCCUCUGAACUUGGACUCUGAAGUUCAGAAACCAAGGGCACCUGGCCCCUCUGCCUGGGGUGUGCAGACAAAGGCAGCUACCAAGCAAAGCCUCUGGAGCAAAACCCAAAGCCGGCCUGCUGUGCUCUCUGCCUGUCGCCCAGCGGUGGCGGGCGUGGAGGCCGCGCAGAUAGGCCCGCGGCUGAGGCAGGGCGCUAGAGGCUGGGCUGCGCGGCUGGCGCUGGGAUGGCAAUGUUCUCUCGUGGCCUUUCUGGCUCUCCUUAGGAAGCUCUUGCUAAUGAGAAGCUGCUGGAGCGAUGGACCUGGUCUGGAUGGUAAAUGUGAGGAAGAGCCCACGGGGGUCAUGGUAACCAGCACUGUAUCCGGGGAAGAGCUUCCCUUUGAGGAAGGCAUCGUCCGGGUUCAGGGGGAGAAGAAUGCAGGGCAGGAGGCAUUAACAGAGUCUGUGCCCUGCCCUGCCCUGGAGGGGGAGCAGUGGAUGGCACCUCACGUGACCAGUGCCCCCUCCACCUGCUGUCCCCCGGCCAGGCCCGGGGGGACGUUGGGAGGAGAGGAAGUGAUGCAGAAAGGGAAAAGAAUUAGUGCGUAGUAAGCGUCUGCUCUGGGCGUGAGCUGUACUGGCUUCCCUCUCGGCAGCCUUGAGAGGUAGAUGUUCUCACUUAGAGGUGAGAGAACAGACGCUCGGAGCUCAUGGAGCGUACCUCAGGCCUUUAGCUAGUCCCAGCAGAGCCUGAGUUUGACCCCAGGUGUGCGGGCUUGGCUUCUCUCUGCAUCCUCAGCGGGUCCUUCUCUGAGGAAGGCCUGUGUGGGAGAAGCAGAGUCACCUGCUUGGGCAGAGGGAGCCUGGGGCUUGAAACCAGAAAUGCUGGACCAUCCUGACUUCUCUGCUCACCUGCUUCUGUAGAGCCUCGGGCACCUUCUCUGAAUGUCCGCGUCCUUGUGUGUCAAAUGGGGAUGCUCGUUUCUAACUACCCGGUAGGGCUGAUCUCAGGCUGCGACAAGCUGGGUAUGCGGUACUGCUUUGCAGAGUGGUCAGACGUGGUACAGGCAUUGUAAGGCUUUUCACCUUAUUCUGGCUUGGUGUUCCCUGCUUGCUGAAGAGGUGACAGGAGCCCUAAUGAUAGCGAACGGGAUGAAAGGCAAUUAUUAAGGGACCCUCGGGACCUGCCUUCCCCGUCCCCACCGUUGGGGACGUUCUCACUUUCUCUCCCAUUGCCUCUCUGCUCCUCACGCAGGUAUAGAGAAAUGUGAGGACCCGAUCGCAGCAGAAACUUGGAGGGCCCUCGCCGGGUCCCACAGUGCACCCCCCCAGGAGGCCGAGGCAAAGCCUCCGGGCCCAGCACCAGCCAGCGCAGCCCACGAGGCUUCCACGGGCUAGGAGACUCUCCACCGGAAGGGGACCACCAAGCUUGAGGCCACGGAAGACUCAAGGGCCUUGUUGGAGGACGGAGGGGACGCAAAGUGCCCACUGAACUAAGGCACCUUGAGACCAAGAAAUGAGGGGGCAGCUCCAUGCGAUCAAGACCAGUUUAGUAUAGGGUCACUUACGGGGUGGGUUGGGGCUCGGGCUCAGGUGGACGGCGGUCUGGGAGCGCUCCACACCACCUGGGGGCCGUCAGGACAGUUUUAUAGUUAACCUGGGGCAGGGGGGCGGGUACUGGGAAACAGGACAUGCAUUCUUCAGAUUUAUGAAUGGGUAACUAGUCUCGUGGCUGCCGGGAAUACGUCAGGGGAGGUUUUCAUCAUUGUUUGGGGACUAACAGAGCAUAGAGGCUGCCUGGUCCUAAAGAUUAUUAAACAAUAUCUAUUAACUACAAAGCCCUUGAUGACAGAGAAUUGAUUUACCACACAGUAUACGGUCCUGGCUAGGGGGGCGGAAGGAGAGGAGGAACUGUAAAGGCCCUGAAGGCGUCAGUUGCACCGACAGCGAUAAAGGCCUGAGCUCUGGAGGCCGCCAGUGGAAGGGAUCAGGGCUAAGCGGUGUCUGCGUUUUGGUACAAGAAGGGAUAUGCUCAGACUCCUGCUCGUUCAGAUUCCAAGUCAGAAGGCAGAGGUUCAGCAGGGCCGAGGCCUGGAAAAGCGUGUCUCUCCUUCUCACGCUAAACGUGAACCUCUGUCAUCAGCCUGUACCUAGAAGUGGCUAUUUCAGAGCCACCCGGCCUCUCUUUGUCCCUUUGUCCACAAGCCAGUUUUCUCUGUGUGUUUCCCCACGUUGGCACUCCUCCAUCUACCCUCCAUUUGAUCCUGGUUCUAACUCCUGACCCAUUUUGAUUAAAGCAUUAUUGCUGUAUCCUCCAGGGCAGGACUAGGGAGAGAGGGGAGGUGUCACUCCCGACUGUGAGGGCCCCUUGCCUGCUCUCAUCCCAGCCCUCUGUGUCCCCAGGGAAGAUGGCUUGUCAGGGCAGUGCUGCUGUAGGGGAAGGGUGGGGCGGAGGGCAUGACCAAAGUACCAGUCACAUUAUUAAAUAUUUUGAUAAUGAAAUGCCAGUGGUUACCGAGUGCUCACUGUUUGCCAGCUGUGCUCUAGGAAUGGAGUAGG
Globicephala melas (long-finned pilot whale) is the source of this 4850-nucleotide messenger RNA. RefSeq names its product solute carrier family 37 member 2 (gene SLC37A2). Gene Ontology annotation, biological process: glucose-6-phosphate transport; phosphate ion transmembrane transport. Gene Ontology annotation, cellular component: endoplasmic reticulum membrane. The record is from RefSeq and is a predicted model, not a curated record. Gene Ontology annotation, molecular function: glucose 6-phosphate:phosphate antiporter activity. Lineage: Eukaryota; Metazoa; Chordata; Mammalia; Artiodactyla; Delphinidae.